AUGAACUCCGAAGCCUGGAUUCCGGAUUUCGUGGUGGCCGUGGACUUUGGAAUGACAUGUACAGGUGUCGCCUACUCCUACGCACCAGACUGGCCCAGCCCCAAAGCCCUCCAACAAUGGCCAGGGAUAGGCAAAACAAACCUAGCCAACAAAGUCCCCAGCCAAUUGAUCUACCACCCCGAUUCCAGCGUCGUACGAUCCUGGGGCUUCCAAUGCAUCGCAGAGCGCGAUGCGCCAGAAGUCGACAUCAAGCAGGACUUCAAGCUCAAUCUAGAUCCCCAAUUCAACGACACCCGCCCCGAUGUGCCGACCUGCCACGACGCUAUGCGCUGGUUCCAGGACUACAUCCUGUGCAUCUACCGCUACGCGGUCACGCAUCUCGCGCGGGGGUUCCCGCGCUUCAUGUCCCGCCGCGUGGAGUUCAUCUUCAGUGUUCCGACGACAUGGAAGGAUCCGCGGAUGGUUGCCCGAUUGCGGGAGUCGGUUAUUUUGAAUUCGCCCAUGCACAGGGCCACUAUAGGGUUGACGGAGGCGGAGGCCGCGGCCGUGUAUGCUAGUGGGCAUCACUAUCAGAAGGAUGAUGUGAUUCUGAUAUGCGAUGCUGGCGGCGGUACGAUGGAUGUUAAUAUACUGAAAUUGCUCUCGGUGCCGGGGGAACCGACCGUGUUUGCGCCGCUCGGCUUAGUUGAAGGUGAGGCGAGUGGGUCUGUGAUGAUCGAUAUAGGAGCCCACCAGCUCCUAUGCGACAAGCUGGAGCAGAUCAGUACUGUGCUGCCACUUCCGGCUCGCGAGCUUGCGCGCCAAACGUUGGAGAAUGGGUUUGAAGAUUAUAAGUGCUCCUUCGGAGCUGCGGGGUCCAAGGCGGAACCGUUGCUGCUUGCAAUACCGGGCUUAGACGAAGGCUCCAGCUUCCCCGGCAUCGGCAUUGAGAAGGGCUUGAUUGCAUUUAGCCAAGAAGAGCUAAAGGGACUCUUUGAUCUGCGCGUCAAGGAGAUGCAGGGUCUAUUGGAUGAACAGAUUCGUCGGCUGAAGCGAAGUCAUCCGUUUGAAAAAAUUUCCUUCAUCGUUCUUUCCGGCGGAUUCGGCAGCUCACCGUAUAUAAGAAAAAGCCUCUGCGACAGAUACGAGGAUGCAUACGCCAUCACAAACGCCAUGCACGUCCUGACAGUAGACGAACCACAACUCGCCGUAGUCCACGGCCAAGUAAUGAACCGAAUCCACCAACUAAAACAAGGCAGCCACACCCUCCAAUCACUCUUCAGCCGCGUCAGUUACGGCGUCAUCUGCGACCAGCCGUACGAUCCAAACCGGCACACAGGGGAAAGCGUCCGCCGCGACAAAUUGGAUAAAAGGAUGUACGCGGUCCAGCAGAUCGACUGGAUGGUUCGACAGGUCUGUCUGCGCUACUCACCCACCCACUACACCGACGUUCAUUCCAAACCAAACCAAACCCCCCUCCAUUUCCAUCUCCAUUUCAAAUCACAUGCCAGCACUAAACUGACACACCACUGCGAGAAACAGGGCGACCCGGUCCCCCGCGAAGGCGUAACGCAAGUCUUCCGACGCAAGAUCUACGCGCACGAGAUGAACAAGCCCUGGCUAGCGCAGAUCGUGAUGUCGACGCUAGCGAAGGACAAGCUUCCGCAAAGCAUGUCGCGGACCGGGGCGGAUUUGAUCUGUAAUAUUAAAGUUGAUAUGAGUAGUGUGGAUCGGACGGCGAAGAAUAGUCGCUGGUACCAUCUCAAGGAGAAGUACUAUGAGGCGGUGAUUAAUCUCAAGGUGAUUGUGGGCCCGACGGACCUUCAGUUUGAGCUUUGGAAUGUGAAUGGGGGCAGGAUUCGGGGCGAGACGCAUGAUCCUGUUAGUGUGGUGUGGGAGCCUGUGCAGGAGAAGAUGGAGGAUGUUAGGGAGGAUGAGAGGAAGAGGGAGAAGCCGCCGACUGAGCUUGUGGGGUGGGAGCCGUCGCCUGCUGAGCUUGUGGCUUGA
This is a messenger RNA of Penicillium verhagenii, 1986 nucleotides long. RefSeq names its product Hsp70 family protein. NCBI's taxonomy places the organism in Eukaryota, Fungi, Ascomycota, Eurotiomycetes, Eurotiales, Aspergillaceae. The coding region runs from base 1 to 1986 and encodes 661 amino acids. The record is from RefSeq and is a predicted model, not a curated record. The transcript has 5 exons.